AUGGACAGACCCUCGAAGCCCUACGUGCGCGAUUUAGAGUUCAGAGGCUUCAUUGAAGGGCUCACCUAUGUCGACGACAAGUCCCAGCCACUCUGCCAUUAUUUCGGUGGCAUCCCAUAUGCUAUACCCCCUGUCGGGCCCUUCAGAUGGUGCAAGCCGAGGUCCCUGCCUCCAUGCUACAGAUAUGGCACGCGUGUGAACCCAGGCCGAUAUACAGAGAACUGCUCCCUAUGUCCUCAACCGGGCUUUAAUGAGGGGUUGAAUGACUCUUUGUGGGAUGAGGACUGCUUGCAGUGCAACAUCUGGGUACCGGCUGGCGAGCCGCCGAAAGGAGGAUGGCCAGUUCUUGUGUGGAUACAUGGCGGCUUUCUCCAAUUCGGCACUCCCAGGGACAUAGAUUUAAGAGCCAUGCUCAGCGAAACAUCAUGUAAGGCCAUUGUCGUAACACCCGCCUACCGUCUCAACGUCCUCGGCUUCCUCGCCAGCCCAGAGCUCAGUGCAGCAUCGUCCGAGUUCGCCGCGAACGUCGGCUUCUGGGACCAGAGGCUCGCUAUCGAAUGGACAUGGCAAAACAUCAGCUACUUUGGCGGCGACACCUCCAAUAUCGCCGUCGGCGGGUACUCCGCUGGCGCCCACUCGGCUUUCCACCAGCUAUCCUACGACCUGGGCGUUCCCGAUUCCAAAAGCAUCAUCCGUCGCGUCCUCAUGUUGUCCAACGGCCCAGGCCUGCAACCCAAGUCUCUAUCAGAAGCUCAAGAAAAAUUCGAAGAACUCCUCACGAACCUCAACAUCCCACUCGCGACCUCUGCCUCGGAAAAGCUCACCCUCCUCCGUUCCCUGGACCCCAAAACCCUCCUCAGAGCAACCUUCAAGAUGAAACAUCACCAAUUCCGCGCCAUCACCGACAGCGCGUUCGUGCGGCCCAGUCUCUUCCACGAACUGAAUUCCGGAGCCUUCGCGCGUAAAAUGAAGCAACGCGGCGUCAAACUCAUCAUUGGCGAAUGCAGCGACGAGCACUUCGUUUACGGGCAAUGGAGACCGCCCGCCAACAACUUGAAAAGCCUGUUUGAACGCCUGCAAGCGGAUUACUCGCUUCCUGCCGUCGAAGCCAUGGUCAAGUAUUACUUCCCUGACGGUAAACUACCGCCGGGAACCCCGAACUGGCAGAAUGCGUUUGGUAAGGUAUAUGCUAAUAUGCAGAUCCAUGCUCUCGAGCGUGGGAUGCUCGACGCGCUUGUGCGACAUGGUGCCGGCGAUCUCGUGUACCGGUACCGGAUCGAAUACCGCGCACGAUGCUGCGAUAAGAAGUGGCCGAAGCAGUGGGGUGUGACGCAUGGAACGGACAUGGCGUUGUGGUUUUGGGGCAACGGGGAGGAGUUGAGUGAGGAGGAAAGGAAGAUUGUAAAGGAAGCCUUUCAUGAUAAUCUGGGUAGGUUUCUGAGAGGGGAGGAAAUGGAGUGGGGGACGGAGCCGCUGCACGUGAGAUGUUUGAAGGCUGAUGGGACGGUGAGGUGUGAGAAAGAUACAGGGUUGGAAGAGGGGAGGAGGGUGUGGGAUCUUUUGAAGAGGGCCGGGGCGAUGGGAGGGAUGGAGAAGGCGAGGCUGUAA
Molecule: messenger RNA, 1608 nt
Organism: Westerdykella ornata
Lineage: Eukaryota; Fungi; Ascomycota; Dothideomycetes; Pleosporales; Sporormiaceae
Product: paraben-hydrolyzing esterase precursor
Exons: 3
Coding region: 1-1608 (535 amino acids)
Source: RefSeq, a predicted model, not a curated record